UGGAAGGCUCCCAUGAGGUAAGCCCCGUCUCCCUGCGUCAUCUUCUUUUCCUGUAUUUCAGGUUAGUAACGUGAGAAAAUGCUAAUCAUAAGAUGUUAGUUUGAGCCGCACGUCUCCGCAGUUUUGGUUAGAGAUCCAAAGCUUUAAUUAACUGCAGAACAGUUCUUUAAAGUCAUGGCGGUAGCAGAUCUUUUGCUCCAGUCCUCCAGUUCUGUCUCCCUUCUGGGAGCUCUGGUGGUCCUGCUGCUUGUCUACAUCGUCUCCUCGUCCAGUUUUAAAAACAGGAAAGAGCCUCCAGGACCAAAACCACUUCCUCUACUUGGUCACCUCCCGUCGAUGGUGUUCAGAAAACCCCACACAGAAUUCCUGGAGUUGUCCAAGAAGUACGGAUCAGUGUUCACCAUCUAUCUGGGACCCAACAAAGUGGUGGUCUUGGCAGGAUACAAGACGGUGAAGGCAGCACUUGUCAGCCAUGCUGAUGUGUUCGGAGAAAGAACUCAAUGGCCGGUUGAACAGGAAAUCAAUCAGGGACAUGGCAUUAUAUGGUCCAAUGGACAUUCAUGGAAAGAGAUGCGGCAACUGGCCUUGAGUCACCUGAGAAACUUUGGGAUUGGAAAGAAGAUGUGGGAGGACAAAAUCAUUGAGGAAUGUGACUGCCUCAUUGAAGUCUUUAAGAAAUUCAAAGGAAAUGCAGGACAAGGAUUUGAUACGACUCCACCAAUAUACGAUGCAGUCGCUAAUAUAAUCUCCUCCAUGGUCUACGGCAGCAGAUUUGAAUAUGGAGAUCCAGUGUUCACAUCCCUGGUAGAACGCACAAGGAGACACAUGCACCUUUUGUUCUCCACUUCAAUGCAGAUGUACAACCAGUUCCCGUGGUUCUACAAGUUGUUUGCUAGAUGGACGGAAUUCUACAGACUGGGUGCUGCCAAUGUGAAACAGACCACGGAGCUGUGCCGUCUCUUGAAAGAGACCUUCGAUCCGCAUAUGUGCAGAGGCUUCGUGGACGCCUUUCUGGUCCGAAAGCAAAAUCUGAAGGAAUCUGGGAUUACCAACCAAAGCUUCUGCAACGAAAACCUUUUGGUGACGGUUAUGAAUCUGUUUACUGCCGGCCUUGAAACAACGUCAGGUACACUGAGAUGGGGACUUGUGUUUAUGGCCAAGUAUCCAAAGAUACAAGACCAGGUCCAGGGGGAGCUGAGCAGGGUGAUCGGACAUCGUCAGGUUAGGCUCGAGGACAGGAAGAACCUGCCCUUCACUGACGCUUUCAUUCACGAGACGCUGAGACUGGCCAACAUCGCCCCCAUGUCACUUCCUCGCAGAACCAGCAAAGACGUCACCUUCCAGGGUUACUUCAUUAAGAAGGGGACCACUGUGGUUCCUCUCCUGACCUCUGUCCUGAAUGAUGAGAGCGAGUGGGAGAGCCCAUACUCCUUUAAUCCUGCCCACUUCCUGGACAAAGAUGAAAAGUUUGUCAAGCGAGAUGCCUUCAUCCCUUUUUCUGCAGGCCGCAGAAGUUGUCCCGGAGAGACUCUGGCCAGGGGGAUGCUCUUCAUCUUCCUCACCACCCUCCUCCAGCACUUUCGCUUCAGUGUUCCUGCUGGUGUUUCAGAGGACGAGCUGAAUCCGAAUUCAUGUCUUGGCCUCAGCCUCAACCCCUUAUUUCAUGAACAGCCGUCGGCAGAAUGUGAGGAGGGCUUGAAAAUUUAAAAAACAUUUUAACAGAAACAAAAAAUGUUCAAAACUGCUCACGUUACAAACUGUCAUAUCAGUUCAGCAGGUGUUCACAUGUAAUAUUUGUCUGCAGUGUAAAAGUAAUAAGUAAUGAUACGAGAAGGAACUUUUAACUGGUUAUGAGUAGACUUGAUACUUACAUACACAUAACGCCAUCAGCUUUUUCUGAAUGAUCGAUAUAGUUAUUGCCUUAAUGCCUGUAGCCAAGGAAAACAUCCUCUCUGUACUCUGGUUGUACAACACAGCAACAACAGAAGCUACUUCAUUCAGUCCUUGAAGCAGGCUUGUAUUCACCUGUAUGCAGCACUGGCACUUUUUUUGUGAUUUUGUUCUUACAUGAGAGCACUCCUCACAAGCUACUCAAUUCUGUCCAAUCUUAUAUAUACGCCACUGUGUUACACAUUUGUUUGAGGGAAGCAUAUAUUCUUUAAAAGUAGUCAAAAUAUAGACAGGAGACUGUUUGAGGUGAGCUGGGAAAACAGGAUGUUUAUUUCUUGAUUUAAUCUGAAUUUGUUUUCUUCUUUAGUACAGGGUGAGGGUUAGGAUUAUUUUCAGGUACUUUACUUGAAUAUUUCCAUUUUCUGCUACUUUUCACUUCCUCUCCACUAAAUUUAUUUGAUCCAUCUAGUUACUAGUUACUUUACAGAUUUGUAUUAUAUUUUAUCUUUUAUUUACUCUCAGUGAUGUGUUACCAAUCAGUUAUUGCUGUAGGCGGGACAUUGUGUGAGAGGAUGUUGCCAAAGUAGCUCACUUGAAAUUAGUUUAUUUUAUCGGCAACCUGACAGAAAAAAAAAAAAAAAAAUCAUGGAUACAGAUAAUUGGAAAAUGCAGAAAAUGCCCUGAUAAUCAGUCUACCCCUACAUCUGAUGGCCUUGGAGGGUUGUCUCAUAGGUUUGUGUGAGUUUUUUAAUGUGUUAAAAUACAAAGGAUGAAUGCUAACCCUAACCUUAACCCAACGGGAGCAUCAGAGUACAAUGCAAUUCACCUUUAUCGGUCAGGGUUAAUGUUACGUUACAAGUUAUAUUUAGUUACAUGAUAUAUCUAUGCAUGUAUUGUUAAUGCCGUGUUAUGAUUUAAAUGUCAUCAUUCAUGUUGAAUUAAACACUAAACGGUGGUGUAAUAAAACUGUUUCCUCAAAGA
Acanthopagrus latus (yellowfin seabream) is the source of this 2871-nucleotide messenger RNA. RefSeq names its product cytochrome P450 2K1-like. Gene Ontology annotation, biological process: xenobiotic metabolic process. The transcript is spliced from 10 exons. Gene Ontology annotation, molecular function: iron ion binding; heme binding; oxidoreductase activity, acting on paired donors, with incorporation or reduction of molecular oxygen, reduced flavin or flavoprotein as one donor, and incorporation of one atom of oxygen. The record is from RefSeq and is a predicted model, not a curated record. Gene Ontology annotation, cellular component: cytoplasm; intracellular membrane-bounded organelle. Bases 175 to 1707 code for a protein of 510 amino acids. Lineage: Eukaryota; Metazoa; Chordata; Actinopteri; Spariformes; Sparidae.